ACAGUCAUAAAAUCCCAAAGAAGAAGAAUAGGAGGAAGAACAACAAGAUGGCGCAAAUAAGAAGUUGUUGAGCUGUUGAGAGUUUUGUCUAAACGAGUUUCUCAAUGAUCAGUUAAUCCUGCUGAAGAAACAUCGACAGACUUUUAAGAAAUCAUCGUCAAAUCCGAGGAAGAGAUGGAUGAUCAUCGCAGACUGCUGGAUUUCUCCCGGAGGCCCCAGAUAAUCUUACACCGAAUAGAUUGCCUGCAACAUAACGUUUCUGAGGAGCAGAUAUGUAACCAGGAGCGGAGCUUCACUCUGGACAAGGACGAGUUAGAACCUCUGCAGGUGAAACAAGAACAGGAAUGGCCUGAAAAUCUGCAGAUAAAAGAAGAGUAGGAGGUUCUAGAGCAUCAGCAGAUAAAAGUGGAUGAGAAAGAAGAUUACAACAGUCAGGGUGAUAAGCAGCUUGAGCUAAAACGAGAGACAGAUACCAGCAUGGUGGUUCCUAUUUCCGAGACAACAUACCACACUGAAUCAGAAGCAAACAAGAAACAAGACAUCUUCCAGGAAGCUGCUGAUUCUGAGGACCAAAAUCAGGAAAGAAGAAAGCCUUUCUCAUGUGCCAUAUGUAAAAAACGUUUCACUUUCAAAUCUGCUUUUGAGCCUCACAUGAGAACUCACUCUGGUGAAAAGCCAUUUUCAUGUGUGAACUGUGGAAAAAGUUUUCGUCGAAAACCGCAUUUAACUCAGCACAUGAUGAUUCACACUGGUGAAAAGCCGUUUUCAUGUGUGAACUGUGGAAAAAGUUUUAGUCGAAAAUCGGAGUUAACUCGGCACAUGAUGAUUCACACUGGUGAAAAGCCAUUUUCAUGUGUGAACUGUGGAAAAAGUUUUAGACAAAAACAGGCGUUAACUCAGCACAUGAUGAUUCACACUGUUGAAAAGCCGUUUUCAUGUGUGAACUGUGGAAAAAGUUUUAGUCAAAAAUCGGAGUUAACUCGGCACAUGAUGAUUCACACUGGUGAAAUGCCAUUUUCAUGUGUGAACUGUGGAAAAAGUUUUAGACAAAAACAUGCGUUAACUCAGCACAUGAUGAUUCACACUGGUGAAAAGCCGUUUUCAUGUGUGAACUGUGGAAAAAGUUUUCGUCGAAAACGGGAGUUAACUCAGCACAUGAUGAUUCACACUGGUGAAAAGCCAUUUUCAUGUGUGAACUGUGGAAAAUAUUUUAGUCGAAAACGGGAGGUAACUCAGCACAUGAUGAUUCACACUGGUGAAAAGCCGUUUUCAUGUGUGAACUGUGGAAAAAGUUUUGGUCAAAAACGGGAGGUAACUGAGCACAUGAUGAUUCACACUGGUGAAAAGCCGUUUUCAUGUGUGAACUGUGGAAAAAGUUUUCGUCGAAAACCGCAUUUAACUCAGCACAUGAUGAUUCACACUGGUGAAAAGCCGUUUUCAUGUGUGAACUGUGGAAAAAGUUUUUGUCAAAAACGGGAGGUAACUGAGCACAUGAUGAUUCACACUGGUGAAAAGCCGUUUUCAUGUGUGAACUGUGGAAAAAGUUUUCGUCAAACACCGAAUUUAACUCGGCACAUGAUGAUUCACACUGGUGAAAAGCCGUUUUCAUGUGUGAACUGUGGAAAAAGUUUUCGUCGAAAACUGCAUUUAACUGAGCACAUGAUGAUUCACACAGGUGAAAAGCCGUUUUCAUGUGUUAACUGUGGAAAAAGUUUUCCUCUAAAACAGGAUUUAACU
Molecule: messenger RNA, 1737 nt
Organism: Xiphophorus hellerii (green swordtail)
Lineage: Eukaryota; Metazoa; Chordata; Actinopteri; Cyprinodontiformes; Poeciliidae
Product: gastrula zinc finger protein XlCGF57.1-like
Exons: 2
Biological process (GO): regulation of transcription by RNA polymerase II
Cellular component (GO): nucleus
Molecular function (GO): RNA polymerase II cis-regulatory region sequence-specific DNA binding; DNA-binding transcription activator activity, RNA polymerase II-specific
Source: RefSeq, a predicted model, not a curated record